Eurypyga helias (sunbittern) is the source of this 816-nucleotide messenger RNA. It is a transcript of the gene SIAH3, whose product is annotated as siah E3 ubiquitin protein ligase family member 3. Bases 1 to 729 code for a protein of 242 amino acids. Gene Ontology annotation, cellular component: cytoplasm. Gene Ontology annotation, molecular function: ubiquitin protein ligase activity; ubiquitin conjugating enzyme binding. Lineage: Eukaryota; Metazoa; Chordata; Aves; Eurypygiformes; Eurypygidae. Gene Ontology annotation, biological process: proteasome-mediated ubiquitin-dependent protein catabolic process; multicellular organism development. The record is from RefSeq and is a predicted model, not a curated record. The transcript is spliced from 2 exons.
AUGCUUUUCUUCACCCAGUGCUUUGGGGCUGUGUUAGAUCUUAUUCACCUGCGGUUUCAGCACUACAAGGCAAAGAGGGUUUUCUCAGCUGCUGGGCAACUUGUCUGCGUCGUCAACCCAACGCACAGCCUAAAGUAUGCACCGACCCGCUGUGCAGCUGCGCAGACGUCCGCCGACCAAGGUGUCCUCCCUCCCUGCCAUCACCACGAAGCAGUGCAUGACCCCCAGCUGGUUCCCUGCACGUGCCCGCUCUUCUCCUGCCCAUGGGAAGGGCACCUGGAGGUGGUGGUGUCCCACCUGAGGCAGACCCACCGCAUCAACAUCCUUCAGGGGGCAGAGAUUGUCUUCCUGGCCACGGACAUGCACCUGCCUGCACCCACGGACUGGAUCAUCAUGCACUCUUGCCUUGGCCACCAGUUUUUGCUGGUUCUCAGGAAGCAGGAGAAGUAUGAAGGCCACCCUCAGUUCUUCGCCACGAUGAUGCUGAUCGGCACGCCAACCCAAGCCGACAACUUCACCUACCGGCUCGAGCUCAACAGGAACCAGAGGCGCCUUAAAUGGGAGGCGACCCCGAGGUCAGUACUGGAGUGUGUUGACUCCGUCAUUUCAGAUGGGGAUUGCCUUGUGCUGAACACUUCCCUGGCUCAGCUCUUUUCCGACAAUGGAAGCCUAGCAAUAGGAAUUGCAAUAACCACCAGCAAAGUUCACAAUGCUGAAGCUGAAAUGUGAAGGGAGAAGAGGAAGAAGAUGAGGAAGAGGAGGAGAAACAAUGGUGCUCUAGAUGCCUUGUGAGAGCCAGAACUUAUGGACUUUCUG